AUGACAGGCUCCAAUAGUAUCGAUUCAUCCAUGCUUUCGGUACAGCAUUCUGAUCACGCGAAAAGAGCAGUUCAACGCCCAGUUGAUGACGCUGCUCUAAUCCUGGAAGCCUGGUCCCAAGGCCUGAUGACCGGUUCACUCGUCAUCAUGGCUGCAGUUACCUAUGCGAACAUGCGACCUGGUGUUUUGCUGCACAAGUUGAUCUUAUUAGAGUUGAUUCUGGCCCUAGCCCACGGAACAUUCAUAUUCGCCCCAGACCCUGCGUACGGGUGGUACCUGGCCAUAUCCGCGAUUGGAUUGAUCAUAUCCUGGUCUUUGCAUAAUGUGAUCGCGUGGAUGAAGAACAGGCCGUUCAUGGGCCGCAAACUUGCGCUCUUCUAUGUCGGCACGAUCAUCCUGGCUCAGCCAUACUGGGCAACCGAGAUUUACGCCAACUUCGCCUAUUUCAACAACAUAAACCUUACUGUUUACGAAAAGAUCCGCCCCUGGGAAGCACUAUUUCGCGAUCCAUGGUGGAUUUAUACAACGUGCAACCUCUUUUGGGUGGUCAAGACACACUACAACUUUGGCAUUCUCGAGUUAGUACGCGAAUGCCCUCGAUUCGGGCUCAUGCUGGGCUCAAUGUGUCUCUCCAUUGUCUUCAUUGCCCUCGACGUUAUCAGCGUGACUGGAGCACUCAGGUCCGCCAUGCCGCUGGGCAUCAACCCUUUUUGGAAAGUGUGCUCCCCUUCAUUCUCCGCGGGAAGUAUUUUGAUUCCUCUUGUGUCCAGGGCUGACGGGUGGUGUAUCCUUCAGCUAUGCUUUAUGUUCAAGUGCCUGUGCGAUACCAUUAUCCUGGACGAUUUCAAGACUGCGCUUGACAAGCUUAGUGCUAGAUGGUUUGUGAGGCAAGGGAUUCACGGAACCCAUCCACUAGGUUAG
Molecule: messenger RNA, 921 nt
Organism: Penicillium longicatenatum
Lineage: Eukaryota; Fungi; Ascomycota; Eurotiomycetes; Eurotiales; Aspergillaceae
Exons: 3
Coding region: 1-921 (306 amino acids)
Source: RefSeq, a predicted model, not a curated record